AUGUACCCACCCCCCCACACACACCUCCUCCGCACAGGGGGAGCCGCCCGGAGAGUUGGAGGGUCAGAGAGCCAGGGGCCUCCUGCCGUGGCUUCCCCUCACCUCCCAGGGACCCAGGACUCCCAGGCAGCCAGGAGCUGCCCUGUGGGACCUAUUGCUCGGUUCCAGAAGCCGACAGGGUGGUCAGCAGGCAGGCAGAGGGUGGGGAGGACGGAGCUGCCAGAGCGCUGUGUCCCCCCCAUCUGUCUCCACCCUGAGCACCUGCCACUGCAUGCUCGGGGCCCCUUCCUGGCUGUGAGGAGCCGAGGCGUCACCCCCACACCUGUCCCCAGCCCCUUGGCCCGCCCCCUCCCGCCCUAA
This is a messenger RNA of Rangifer tarandus platyrhynchus (Svalbard reindeer), 360 nucleotides long. NCBI's taxonomy places the organism in Eukaryota, Metazoa, Chordata, Mammalia, Artiodactyla, Cervidae. The record is from the annotation of a GenBank genome assembly.